AUUGUUAAAACGUUAUUGUUAUUAAAAAUUUGUAUUGUUAAUAUACAAGACGUGCAAUUAACUAAUUGUGAAAUUGCUAAUUGCAAUAAUUUCAAAUUGUAUGCAGUUACUAAAUUUAUUUUUCUUACAACUAAAUCGUUAUCAAGUGGUACAGUAUGAAUGAGCUUAUUAUCACUUACUACUACUAGUACUUACUCUAUGUCAAUCAUAUAAAAGUAAAAUAUGAAAUUUGAUGGAAGUGGUCAGAUAAAUUACAAUACCGACUGGUAGUAAGGGUAGUAAACGUGUAUUAUUAAUGUGAUUGGCUUAUUGAUACUUGAUAUAGAAGAAGCGGAGUACGUAUUUUACAGAUCCUGGUUCUAUGAAAUUUAGCAAGUUUUCAAGGUAACUUAGAAGAAAACUAUAAAUUAUGAAAUAAGUAUUGAAUUAAAUUACAUAUUAUAUCAAGUAGCAAGUUAUGAAUUUGAUGCAACUGAUCACUGUAAAUAGAUAGUACAAACUAUAGACAAAGAUAUUUUAUUUAAAAAUGUAAUCAUUACUCUUUACUCUUAUGAUAAAUAUAGUUACCCAAUUUGAAGUAAAAUAUUUCUUCAUAUAAAUAAUUUAUUAAUUGAAUACCAAAGAAAAAUGGAGACAGUUAUUAAUAUCAAGAAAGAAAAAGAUGAUGAAAUUCAGUGGCCUUUACCAAUUAUAUCAAAAGAAGAAAUAGAUUAUAGCAAUUCAUUAAAAAGAGAAAUCAAGGAGGAAGAACAUGAUUUGAAAAAUUCAAUUGUUAAACAAGAGCGCAACAGUAAUAACUCAAACCAAGGAGGAACCUUUAAGGGAGAAGAGGCUUAUAAAAAUGGUAACGUACAUACUGUUAGAGAAGAAGGAAAUCUUGUUGACACUGCCAAAAAUAUAGAAGCUUUUGAGGUAAGAAGAAAAGAAAAUAUUGAAAAUAAUUUUACAGCUGUCAAAAUAGAAUUAGAGAAUGAAGAUGCUCAAAUUUCAUUGGAAACCAUGAUUGGUAGCAUUAUAGUUGAUGAUGCUGAAGAAAUUGCAUCUCAUGAAAACAACUCACAAAAAGCUGUUAAAAGAAACCCAAUGGAAAACUUUCCCUUCAGAUGUAGGAAUUGCGUUUAUGGUACCACAGUAGAAAAAAAUUUGAUAUGUCACAUGAAAUACUUUUGUAAGUCCAAAGGUAAUCCAAUUGAGAAGCUUCCAUUCAAAUGCAAUGACUGCUCUUAUGCAACCUCAUUGAAAAAGAAUUUGGUAUCUCAUAUGAAAAAACACAUAGGGCCUCCUAGGUUUCAAUGCAUUAUUUGCGAUUACUCUGCCAAGCAAAAGAAGAGUUUGAGAAUGCAUUUGUUGACUCAUGCCGGCCAACGUCCACUGAAGUGUGACACUUGCGACUACAGCACUGUAAACAGACAGUUGCUUCAGCAGCAUGUCUUGUUACAUCAAGGAAAAAGGCCUUACCAAUGUAAAUUGUGUGCUUACAGUUCCAAUUUCAACUCUGCUCUGAGAGCUCACAUGUUCACACAUAGUGAUUACAAACCUUUCAAAUGUCCAGUGUGUGAUUAUCGGUGCAAACAGAAGUGCAAAUUGAAGCCGCACAUGAUGCGACACACAGGCUACCGUCCGUUCAAAUGUCCCAUGUGUGACUUUCGAGCAGCAACUCGUCAAAACUUAUCGAAUCACGUGGCGUACCACAGUGAUGAAAGGCCAUUCACCUGUACUCUCUGUGAUUACAAGGCUAAGGUGAAGAAUGAAUUGAUGAAGCAUAUGAAUCGUCACAAUAACAACAGGAAGUUCAAGUGCUCUUUAUGUGAUUACAGUGGAAUCCGUAAAUGCUACUUGACUUUACACAUGACAACCCAUACUGGAAAAAGAGAAAGGCCUUUUAAGUGUCCCCAUUGCGAGUAUGGUGCUUACACUAAAUUUUUACUGAAACAGCAUAUAUUUACGCACACUGGUGAUGCACCUCUUAAGUGUUCUCAUUGUGAUUAUCGUUGCAGGCAGAAAACCAACCUCAGGAGCCACCUUCUACUGCAUGUUAGCGAUGGCAAACCAUUCAAAUGUUCUAAGUGCAGCUUUGGCACUCUCACAAAAGCGGGACUUAAGAAGCACAUGCUGGUUCACACAAACAUACGCCCAUUCCACUGUUCCAUUUGUGAAUACAGAGCUAAAUCGAAAUCUGAAAUAGAGGUCCAUUUGAGAACUCAUGCAAGACAGGAGUCCUUCAUCUGCUCAACAUGUGGUUAUCGUGCUAUUAGUAAACAACGCCUCAUCAAUCACAUGUUCAAGCACACAGAUGAAAGGCCAUUCCAGUGUUCAGUUUGUAGCUACAGCGGCAAAAACAACUUUAGCUUGAAGAUUCAUAUGUUGAUCCACAAAUAUGAGAAUCUCUACAGGUGCCCUUUUUGUGACCACACAUCUCUCACAAAAGGACGUUUGAAGACACAUAUUGAGACACACACCAAAACUGAGAAACGUUUCAAGUGCACAGAGUGCGCGUAUGAGGCACGGCUCAAAAUCAACCUAAAAUACCACAUUGCCAUGCAUCACACCAAAGAGAGAGCAUUUAAGUGCAAAGACUGCAAGUUUACUACAGUAAAUAAAGCCCGUCUCAGGCGGCACUCAUUGAAACAUUUGAUGGAAAAGCCACUCAAGUGUUCUUUCUGCGUUUUCAGGACCCAAAGGAAGGAUUCACUGCAGUGCCAUCUGGCAAGACACAGAGGGUGGAAAAAUACAAAGAAAACAAGCACAACACCAUUAAGUACAAAUUAGAGCAAAAACAAGAAACAAAACCAUGUUCAUUUAAUAAUAAAUUACUAUUAGUUUUAAGUAUAGAAGAUUUAUUUUAACAAGAUUGUUAUUAAUUUUCUGUUGGUUUUUCAUAUGUUUAUUAAAAUAUAUUUAGUUUUAUCAAGUGGUUCCUAUAGUUCAGUAAAUUGUGUUGAUUUAUUGCUUUUUUUGUUAAUUGUCUUUUAGUUAAUUACCAUCAGCAGGUAAUAGUUAUAGUGGGUUUUAAUAUUGCUGAUAUGAGAUGUAUUAGAAAAUGUCUGUUUUCUUUAAAAAUGUAAGGAAACAUAUGAUUUUAUUUAAGAUGAGAAUAAUUUACAUGUUGAAGAUUUAAAUAUUAGAGCAUGCCAAAAAUAAUUAUUAAAGUUAAUAAAAUUAUUUGCAAAUUUUAUUUUGCACUGUGUGAAAUAUUGCCAGUUUAAUUUAAAAGCUUACCUUGAGUAUUGACAGUUCUGACUUUGUCACCUUACUGAAACAUUCAGUUUGAUAUUCAUCCCUCCUGAGACCUUCAUUAAGAUAGAAAGUGUCAAAGUGAAAGCCAGGCAGAAGUGAUUAGGGGUGAUUAACUCUUGUAAACGUCCUGAGGGUAUGUUAUAGCAAACAUUGUCAAAACACAAAUCCCAAACAACUCUUUUCUCUUGAGUAAUAUAAAAGAGCUUAAAAUAUUAUGUACAGAGUGUAAAAUGAGAAAUUUGAAAGUUAAUGUGACGGAAGAAUAAGAAUAAUGUUUCAUAUGCCCUCUAUCUUACUUUAUUUUUGUUUUUGUUAAAAAUUCUAAUCUCAUAAUCUGAUUAUGUAAAAAAUCUUCAAGUAAAAUUCACAUAGUUCAUGUUUAUUUCCUCAGUUAUUUUUCAAUCGAGUCUCAUAAAUGAGGGUUUAAACUUUUCCUUUCUACACAUCAUUUAUUUUUGAGCAGUAUUUGGUUUUUAUAAAGUGUGCCAUCAAAGUCUUAAAGGGCAUUUUGAAAAUAGUUUAAAUAUUUUUUAAAUCUUUUAUACAAGUUAGGCCCUAAUCAAUGUUAAUAACCAUACAAAAUUAUACUUCUGUCACUUUAAACUAUUAAUAAUAAGUUAUUAAAUUUUCUACCUAGGUCUUAUAUAUUGUACCUGUCUAUAAGGUCUUGUUUAUGCGUUACCAUGUUGAUUAUCAAUUUCCAGAGUUUUGACAUCUAUUGAAACACCUUGUUGUGUUAAAUUUAGAAGAACUUUGUAACUUGAUUUUUUAGCUUGUAAAUAUAAACAUUGUGAAAUGCAAUGUUUGAUCUAAUGGUGUAGUAGCCUACUAUUUUAUUAUGAUAUGUUGAGAGGUAAAAGACAUUACUGUAUAUAUAUAUAUAU
Molecule: messenger RNA, 4121 nt
Organism: Homalodisca vitripennis (glassy-winged sharpshooter)
Lineage: Eukaryota; Metazoa; Arthropoda; Insecta; Hemiptera; Cicadellidae
Product: gastrula zinc finger protein XlCGF58.1-like
Exons: 2
Coding region: 628-2769 (713 amino acids)
Biological process (GO): regulation of transcription by RNA polymerase II
Cellular component (GO): nucleus
Molecular function (GO): RNA polymerase II transcription regulatory region sequence-specific DNA binding; DNA-binding transcription factor activity, RNA polymerase II-specific
Source: RefSeq, a predicted model, not a curated record